AUGGCUUCGUGCAUGUAUCGUGUGGGCGAUUAUGUCUAUUUUGAAGGCACUCCAAGUGAACCUUAUUUAAUUCGACGAAUUGAAGAAUUAAAUAAGACACCUAAUGGUAAUGUUGAAGCUCGUGUGGCUUGUUUUUAUCGUCGUCGUGACAUAUCAGCCUAUCUAGUUAAUCAAGUUGAUCGACUUAAAAUUGAUGGUCCAUGGGAUGAUGAUGACGAAGUAUCUACAGAUACAAAUGGAAGUACUAGUACUAAUCCAUCGGGAUCAACUGGCAAUAAUUCAUCAUCUCAAUCAACUGAAUUAAAUGAUACACAAAAACAUCAAUUACGUCAUCGGGAAUUAUUUUUAACACGUCAGAUUGAAACAUUAUUAGCAACGAAUAUACGUGGAAAAUGUUUAGUUACACUUCAUAAUGAAACCGAAUCAUUUUUAUCUUAUCUUAAUACUGAGGAUCUUUUUUUUUAUCAACUUGUUUAUGAUCCAAAUCAAAAAACAUUAAAUGCUGAUCGUGGUGAAAUUCGUGUUGGAGGAAAAUAUCAAGCUGAUGUACCAACACAACCUUUAUAUACUGAUGGACCUGAAGAAGCAAAUCUUCCAUCAAGAGAAGAAUUAAUUUGGGAUGCAAAUGGUGGUUUAACAGAAAAACAAAUUGAACAAUUUUUAAUUGUCGCUCGAUCAAUUGGUACAUUCGCACGUGCACUUGAUUGUCCAACAGCAUUAAAACAUCCAAGUCUUCAUAUGAGUGCAGCAUCAGCCUCACGUGAUGCUACUUUGUUUUUUGCUAUGGAUACAUUACAUAAACAUCAUUAUGAUUUAGCAUUAGCUACAUGUAGUUUAGUACCAAAUACAGGUCCAAUACUUGUUAAAGAUCAAAUGGAAGAUUGGUCAGCUGCUGAAGCAAAUUCAUUUGAAGAUGCUAUUGAAAAAUGUGGAAAAGAUUUUAUUGAAAUACAAAAAGAAUAUUUACCAUGGAAAAGUUUAAAAGGUAUUAUUGAAUAUUAUUAUAUGUGGAAAACAACAGAUCGUUAUGUUGUACAACGACGUUUAAAAUUAGCUGAACAAGAAAAUAAACUUAAACAAGUUUUUAUACCAAAUUAUAAUAAAGCUCAUCAAUGUUUACUUCCACAACGACCACAAGGUGAAAAUAAACCAUGUGAAUCAUGUGGAACUACUUCAUCACCUCAAUGGUAUCAAUGGAAUACAGCUCAACCACAUACACGACUUUGUGCAGAAUGUUGGAUUUAUUAUAAAAAAUUAGGUGGUUUAAAAUAUCCGAAAAAAAGUGGUCCUGAUCGACGACAAGAACGAGCAGCGAAUAUUAAUAAAUUAGUCAGCUAUAAGUGUACUGUUACGGGUUGUGUAAAGGAAUGUAAAAAUAAAUCUGCUCUUCAACGUCAUUAUGCUAUUGGACAUGGAAUAAUGUUUCGAUCAGGUAGUCCACGUCCAUUAUCAAAACCACGUAAUACAUUUGCAUUAUAUACAACACCAUUGUCACGUGCUGUUCGUCCAAUAUGUCCAAUUCGACGUCUUGCACGUCGUCCAACACAUAGUAUUGAUAUAAGUGAUAUACGUGGUAAAUGGGAAACACAUAUUAAUGAAAAACCAAAAGAAGAUAUUCGUAAUACAUGUACACAUCUUCGUGAUUUAUAUGGAAAAAGAAAAGAACGUUAUAAAAUAACUCAUUUAAAUGAUUUAUUUCCAUUUAAAAAUGAAAAUAAUGAUAUGAAAACAUUUGAUGAUUAUAUGCCAAAAUUUGAAGAAAAAAUAUUCAAUGAAAAUGAAACUAAUUUACCAAUGCGUUAUCCAAAAUUACAGGAAGAUUCAAGUGAAUUUUAUGCACAAUUUACUCAUAAUAAUUUGAGUAUUAUGAAAAAACGACCUUAUGAAUCUAAUGAAAGUUCAAAUGAAGGCCCAUCACCAAAACGAACAUUAAUUAGUCGACAAAAUUUAAUCAAAACAAAAUCACCGAGUACUGUUAAAUUAUCUCGAUCACGUGCUUACACUGUACCAUUUAUUGAUCCUCCUGAUGGUAUUUAUUUACGUGUAACAAAGGAUAUUAAACGUUUACGAAAAGAAAUUCCUCAAAAAGAAAUUCGUCGUAUUGCACGUGCACCAUGGAAAAAGCUUAAUACAAAUUUUGUCUCGUAUAUUGAUGAUGAUAUAGUUAUACUUGAUUAA
Messenger RNA from Rotaria sordida, 2178 nucleotides. Lineage: Eukaryota; Metazoa; Rotifera; Eurotatoria; Philodinida; Philodinidae. The record is from the annotation of a GenBank genome assembly.